Messenger RNA from Mercenaria mercenaria, 2222 nucleotides. RefSeq names its product glucose dehydrogenase [FAD, quinone]-like. Bases 1389 to 2129 code for a protein of 246 amino acids. The record is from RefSeq and is a predicted model, not a curated record. The transcript has 2 exons. NCBI's taxonomy places the organism in Eukaryota, Metazoa, Mollusca, Bivalvia, Venerida, Veneridae. Gene Ontology annotation, molecular function: flavin adenine dinucleotide binding; ecdysone oxidase activity.
AGCACAUGUUACUUCUCCCUUGCACUGAUACAACAUGGUUAGUAUAAGGAUUGUCAAACGGUGUUCACCUAACAGUUUCACUCUAUAAACAGGUUGUUUCUCUUCAGUAAAGAGGGUUAAGGACAUGCCUCAGGAUACUAGAGUAUGAAUUGUUGUUUUCUGUUGAUAAUACAUGAGACAUUUUAUCGACUUUCCUAUAUUAAGAUUUUUUAGCUUUUCUAAUGUCGUAGAACUAACAUUCCUUACAUUCAUGCAGAAUCAAAAUGUAGGAAAUGUACACCGUAUCAAACUAACCUCCCAAGGACGCUUCUUUACCUUCAUACAGAUCUUCCCACUAUAAUCAUAAUGAAGUUAGACUCUUCCACGCAUUUAUACUGCAUAUUAACUGCAUUAUCUGUAUUGCUAGACAGAUCAGUGGGACAGACUAUGCAGUGAGCUGAAACUGUGUCGAGGUUUAUAAACUUGUUAAGAGCAAAGCUGUAAAGAAAUGGCACUGUUGAAAAUUUCUUUGCUUAUACUGUGCACGGCCUUACUGGUACCAGAGAUAUUGAAAUACGUGAACAACUCGGGUGCACAUAUACCGACCAAACAGUUGAACCAGUCCUAUGAUUAUAUUGUAAUAGGUGGAGGAUCAGCAGGUGUCACGGUUGCAUCUCGUUUGGCGGAAGAUGACCAUGUGUCGGUGUUGAUUUUUUGAAAGUGGCAGUUAUUUUGGAGAUAACCACAAAUUCUAUGAACCUUCUCAACGGAUACACCUUCUCAACACACGAUAUGACUGGGCUCACUUGACAGAGCCGCAAGAACACGCUUUCUUUGGGAUGAAAGAUAACAGAGGUUUAUGGUCAAGGUGCCAUGUCUUAGGUGGAUCGGGCUCUAUAAAUGCGCUGCAGUAUACACGUGGCAGUCGUUUCGAUUUUGAUGAAUGGGCAGAAGAUGGAUGUACGGGAUGGAGUUAUCAGGAUGUUUUGCCGUAUUUUCUUAAAUCUGAAGACAUGCACAUCCCCGAAUUUCGAGACUCAAAGUACCAUAGUAUUGGGAGAGAGAUAGCAGUUUCUGAGUCCGAUGUUUCUCCUAUUUCUAAGAUUUUCAGAAAUGCCGGAGAAGAGCUUGGAUAUCCUGUUAGAGAUUACAAUGGAGAACUACAGGAAGGUUUUAACGAGAUUCAAUUCAAUGUUCGUAAAGGUGUUCGAAGUAGUGCAGCCAUUGAAUUCCUUAAGACAAAAAGAAACAACCUACAUGUCGCCACAGACAGUCAUGUUACUAGAGUGUAUUUUGAGAAGAAGAAAGCUGUAGGUGUUUGUUAUAUACAAGAUGGUCGGAAAUGAUUUAUAAAGUCUAAAAGAGAAAUUAUAUUAUCUGCAGGAUCAAUAAAUACCUCUCAGAUUGUAAUGCUUUCUGGUGUUGGACCAAAACAGCAUCUUGAAGAAAUGGGCAUCCCCGUUGUAAGAGAUUUACUUUCAGGGAAUAAUUUACAAGAUCACCAACAAAUCAUGCUAUGCUCGAAGACGGCAGAACAUGACAGUAUUACACUGAAAAUUCUUGAAAGCACAUGGAAUGUCAUACAGUAUAAACUAUUUGGAUUUGGACAUCGGCCAAUUGCAGGGGCAGAUGAAUCAGCAUUUUUACAUCUAGAUAAAAAUGGUCAAGGAAAACGAUAUCCGAAUAUACAGAUGGUAAUGUUGCCAAUCUUAUUCAGUGAAAACAUUUUUAAUUACAGGGAAGAGUUUGCGAAAGAUUUUUUGUCUCAAACUCCCAACGAACAUGGAUUUUGUGUAUUUGUAGCGUUGACGCACCCUCGAUCACGGGGAUCAAUUCGAUUGAAAUCUUCAGAUCCUUUUGACUAUCCACUCAUUAAUCCAAACUAUGUCUAUGAUCAGAAGGAUAUCAAUGAUCUCAUAGGCGGAAUACGAAUUUGGGAACAGUUAAUGGAAACACGUGCUUUCAAACAACUUGGCGUAGACUUCAGCCACAUGAAAACAAUGUUCUGCUCGCUGCACCCAUUUCGCUCCGAUGACUACUGGGAAUGUAUAAUUCGAUAUACCGCUUUUACACAGUUUCAUCCAACCUCAUCAUGUAAGAUGGGUCCGGAUAAAAAUGACACGGUUGUUGAUCCGCAGUUGCGUGUUUAAGGUGUCGAUGGGUUACGUGUAGUGGAUGCCUCCAUAUUCCCGAAGAUUACUUCGGGUAACACGAAUGCCCCGACAAUCAUGGUUGCAGAAAAA